This is a messenger RNA of Aspergillus aculeatus ATCC 16872, 1866 nucleotides long. RefSeq names its product flavin-containing monooxygenase. The record is from RefSeq and is a predicted model, not a curated record. The coding region runs from base 1 to 1866 and encodes 621 amino acids. NCBI's taxonomy places the organism in Eukaryota, Fungi, Ascomycota, Eurotiomycetes, Eurotiales, Aspergillaceae. Gene Ontology annotation, molecular function: monooxygenase activity; flavin adenine dinucleotide binding. The transcript is spliced from 3 exons.
AUGGUUCUCAGAGUUCAAGAAUCGGGCCUGGACAACCAAGUAAACCAGGUCAGCCUGACCGACCUUAAGGCCCAGGUCGUGGUCAGCGAGCUGGAUACUCCCUCCUCCAAGCCCCCUGUCGACGACAACUACAUGUAUGACUUCAAGUACAACCACCCUCUUCCCACCUCAGACGUUCUGGGAAUUGAGAUCCCCUCCGACUGCGACGCUCAGAAGGAGGCGGAGACGAUUGUCGCCCGCCUUUCCGAGAGCAUGGGAGCUGGCGAUGCGCAAGCAUUCACCGAUCUCUUCCUCUCAUAUGGUAGGUCUUACUCUGACCUUUUCCCCACCACGAAAGCCACCAACUUCAAGUUCCUCAGUCCCGCUCCCGCGGUUUCGCGCCCGUACCCCGAUUUUGCCCAGCUGCAGUUUGUUGUGUCAUUUGAGACUGAAGUUGUGAAUGCUUCAGCGGUGAUCAAUGCCGUUCUCACCAAGGAGGGGUGGAAGAUCUACACCAUGCACACUGUAGCCGAGAAAUUGAAGCAGUUCCCAGAAGUGCCCCCGGCCGACGGGCAUAUGACCGGCCCUAUCAGCUGGGAGAAGCAGCGGGCCGCAGAAGUGGAGGCUGCCAAUCCGGAGGUUCUGAUUAUUGGUGGAGGACAGAAUGGUCUCGCGCUGGCCGCCCGAUGCAAGGCACUGGGCAUGGACAGCCUGAUCAUCGAGCGCGGCGACGAAAUCGGAGACGUCUGGAAGAAGCGCUACGAGUACCUCUCGCUGCACUUCCCUCACUGGGCCGACGACCUGCCCUACUUCCCCUACCCCAAGCUCUGGCCCACGUACACUCCCGCCCAGAAGCAAGGCAUGUACAUGCAGUGGUACGCCGAGGCGCUGGAGCUGAACGUCUGGACCAAGUCGGAGGUGGUCAAGGCCGAGCAAGACGAACAGAACCGGUGGACGGUCACAAUCAACAAGGGAGGCCGGGAGACUCGCGAACUGCACCCCAAGCAGGUCAUCAUGGCUACCUCGCUGUGCGGCGUGCCCAUGACCCCCCCGGUCCCCGGUAUGGCUGACUUCAAGGGCGUCAUCCGCCACUCAACCGCGCACGACAGCGCACGGGACUUUGUCGGGAAGAAGGUCUGUGUGGUAGGCACCUCCUCCUCCGGCUUCGACACGGCCUUCGACUGCUCGCGCCGUGGCAUCGACGUCACUCUCCUGCAGCGGUCCCCCACCUAUAUCAUGUCCCUCACCCACUCCGUGCCCCGCGCGAUCGGCAACUACGGCCCCGAUGCCGAGGGCAACCGCCCCAACCAGGAGGAACAGGACCGCUUCUUCUUCGCGACGCCGACGGGCCCCGGAGAGGAGCUGGCACGCCGCAACGCCAAGGUGCUGGAGGACCUCGACCGCCCGCUGCUGGAUGCGCUGCACGCUCGGGGGCUGCGCACUUGGCGCGGCCAGCGCGGCACCGGCGGCUCCACGCUGGGCCAGACCCGCAACGGAGGCUUCUACUUCGACGCGGGUGCGUGCGAGCACAUCAUCAACGGCAAGAUCAAGGUAGAGCCGGGCUACAUCGAGCGCUUCACGGAGGACAAGGUGAUACUCAACGACGGCCGCGAGCGCGAGUUCGACCUGGUGGUCUUCGCCACCGGCUUCUCCAACACCAUCGACUCCGUGCGGGCCACGCUGGGCGACAAGAUCGCCAGCCAGUGCGGACCCAUCUGGGGCAUCGACGAGGAGGGCGAGUUCAAGACCGCGUACCGGGAGACCGGGGUGCCCAACCUCUGGCUCAUGGUCGGCUACCUGCCCUACACCCGCUUCCAUUCGAAGCUCAUGGCGAUGCGCAUCAAGGCGCUGAUGGAGGGGGUCUCCCCCGCGCCGUACAAGGCUUAG